Messenger RNA from Symbiodinium sp. CCMP2592, 4767 nucleotides. NCBI's taxonomy places the organism in Eukaryota, Dinophyceae, Suessiales, Symbiodiniaceae. The record is from the annotation of a GenBank genome assembly.
AUGGAGGAGAUCGACAGGCUUCUUUCCACAAUCGAGCUUGAUGAGUACACCAUCAAGGAAGUCCAAAACGGCUGGGAGACGACCGAGAAGCGCCUUGGAGGGCCAAAAGCGGCCGGGGAGGAGGUCUUUACGAAGCUGAGGAACGAGAUUCCGAAGACACAGGGGAUGCUCACACGAUCCAGCACUGUUUGGCAUCUCUUGUCGGAGUUGUUGCAAUCCCUUGGGCAGCCGAAGCUUGUUCAGAAGCGCUUGGAGUACAUCGCCCUGCGCCACAUGAACGCGGAUAUCACCACGGCCGACGUCGAGAUCUUCCGCAACAUCUUGUUUGAAGUUUGUGCGUCGAAGCUGGGUGGCUUGAUGACUCCAGAGUUCCAGUUUGGCCUGGGUCAGAUCGUCGUGGCUGUGGGCACUUCCUUGGCCAAGACCCACGCGCACUACGCAAAGCGGCUUCAUUUGCUGACAACAUGCUGGAAGCAAGUGAACGUGACCGAGGACGACACCCACGAGCAACAGGGACCCGUGUCUCGGCAAGAUUCAGAGGACCAAGACAAGCAGGACGGGGAAGAAGAAGAUAAGACCAAAGACAAGUCCGAGCAGCAGGCAAGAGAAGCUAACAUGGCCGGGGAUGGUGCGAAAGAUGUGGAGAAGGGUGAUCAGGAGCAGGGCGAUGAACGGCAUGGAUCGUGGCAGGACAACUCCAACCUGAACAUUCCAAAGACCUUUGCAGCGAUGGCGCGUUUCAAUGCUGCUGUAAUGGGCACGGGAGACCGCAUGUGGUUUGCUGACAUGCUCUAUGCCAUGGAGUCUCUCGUGCCCUACAUCGGCAACAUAGACCGGGUUCAGGAAGACUGCGACGUACUGAUGUUGACGUUGGCCAAAUACGAUCAAGUCAAUCUGAAGGAAUUCCGUUCCGUGAUGUUCGCAAGUCUUAGGUCCCUUCUGCCGACCAUAUGGAGCAACGACCACGAGAAUGCUUGGGCCUGGUUCUGGACCAUUGUGGAGAAGAAGGUUGAAGAGAACAAGAAGCUCCCCGUGUACAACCACCAGUGCUUGAGGACGUUUCUGGCUCGCCUCGACGAAGAGACCCUUGCAGACUUUAAGCUGAAGGUGUUCGACUCCUUCUUCGCAAACUGCGAGGAGUCGCAGCUUUACUUGCGGGCGGCCAACAAGCGCUUGAUGUACAUCAUGGGGAGGAUCUUGACCAUCAUGUCGGACAUCUACACAAAGACCCACCAAGCCGUCAUCGCCCUGUCCGCUUUGGGCCUUCUUCAUGCCGGGCACGGGGUUCCGGAGGACUUGGUGCGCCCUUUUGUCGCGGCUUUCAUGGGCGGUAUCAAGGAGAACUGCCCAGAUGAGUCUAUGCAUGAUGGGCUCUGGUGGACGUUGGAUCUCAUCGGAAGGAUCUUCAUCCGAACGCUGUCAGAAGGCUCCACGCCAGUGAUCAUCGCCAUCAACAGGAACACAUCCAAGGCUAUGAAGCUGGCUGUGGCCAACUAUCCGCGUGGAGAGCGUGAAGUGAUCUUUCUGAAAGUCCAGGUGGGCACCGAAUCCAUGUCCCCUCUGAUUUGGGCGAUUGAGAAAGGCGCGCUGGAGUCUGCAAAGGAGAUCCUCAACGAUUUGCUCACCAUGCGUGCAGACCGUGCCCGGUACUACUACGGAAUGGAGAUGUUGUUCACCCGGCAUUCUGACAUCAUCAGCCUGCUCUGCACCAAGGCGCCAUCGCUCCUGCCGACCUUGUUUGAUGGACUCAUCUGGCGUUCAAAAAAUGUGAAGAAUGGCAUGCGGCGCGCGAACUACUACAUCGCAUCCUUGCUCAGGGGCGAAGAUGGCCAGCUGACAGACUCCCUCCUCGACCUGAUCAAGCAAGGUGACCCCGAAAUCAUCUGUCAUCCCACGGUGGUGUUUCAGGCGGAUCUUCUUUGGACUCGGCUUUGUUGCUUGCCAUGGGCUAUGACAAAGCUGUGGUUCUGUGCCACCCUUGUGGUCUACGUCAUGGCAGAGCAGCAAGCGGUGACUUCAAGCGAUCCCUUGAGUCAGGAGCGGUUCACCACCAUCAUCUGCCGGGCCUUCUUGUACAUCGGCAGCCUUGGGCAGCUCUUUGCCAAGCAUGCCUACCAGACAUACAGGGCAGUACGUCAGAAGCAGAUGACGCGCAUCUGCUGCUUGCCGGUGCCCAAGUACGUGCUGCAAACGCGCCAAGAGUUGACCGAAGUUCUACUCACCCUCCUCCUGAUGUGUUUGCUGCUUGGCUGCUCUCUUUUGAGUUUUCUGCAGGCUGGCAUUUAUGAUGCAAGGGGGAGCUGCAAAAUGUUGUGCUGCGAGCCGGUGCUCCACUGCCUUGCCGUCAGCAGCGAGUUGUUGACAAACUGCUGCGAGCACGGGGAAUGGCAGUGUCAUCUUAUCCACACAUACAACCGCCUCGCUGCCUUUCCCAUGAUGCUCUACUUCGUGCUUGCCUCCGAGUUGGUGCACCUGAAUGUCAGCCUCUCUGUCUUCAGCGUGAUCUGCUCAUGCCUGAUGUGGGAAUUCAUCCUCUACGUGGCAGUCUUGGCCUUCUUCACAGCAGCUUUCGCGUCGGCGGUUGCUUGCUUACCCCCAUCCUUGGGCACCGACUCGAUUCAAAUGCGGGACUUCUUCAGCUGGCCCCUGGCUUUUGAGUCUCUGCUGUCCUCGGCCUUCAAUGUCUAUGGCAGUGACAACUACGAGCAGAUCUCAGUGGCAGAUGAACCGAUGCUAAAGUGGUUUGUCAUGGCCUUUGCGGCGUGCUGGCACGUGUACCUCAUGAACCUCAUGGUGGCACAGCUUUGCCAGCGCUACAACGAAAUCUACCAUGAUGCACGGGGCAAUGCCCGCCUGACCCGUGGAAUCAACAUCUAUGAAACCUCCAUGCCCCUCAUUUCCAAGAAACGCUGGACGGCCUUCGUGGAGUCCUUACGCUUGGAAGAGGCUUGCGAGCUCGAUGAGGGUGAUAAUGGCCCCCGCGGUGCUGUGCCGACUACCGAGGACCCCUACGACUACUUGCAGUAUCCAAAGGUGGAGCUGGACCGUGUUCAACGUUAUGGCGGCCUUGCGAAUCCAGAGCUGCCGUGGCCAUCCUUGGAGGAAGCGGUGGAUGACAGCGCUGUCGGCAAAUUGACGCGAAUGACGCAAGCCAAGUUCGAGGAGAUGGACCGACUCAUGGUGGACAUGGCCAUCAAACUCCAGGUUCGACCUCCAGGGACCUCGGGUGGAACCAAGGAAUACUCAGCGAUGCAUUCCGAGAAGCGCGAUGAAAGCAAGAUUGACGGUCACGAACAGGACGUCGGCACCGCGAAGGAAACCGAAAUCUCUGAAGAACUCGCGGAAGUCUCCGAGGAGUUGCCUGUGAACGAAGUGACUGCGAACGAGCUCGUUCAGGAGCGCACGGAGGAAGGAGAGGCCCUGUCCGCGACCCCGUAUGGUGUGAACGGCACGUCUGUUGUGAGCGGAAGUCCGUCCGUGGACGAGUUCGAGAAGAAGGUCGCGCAGACUGGUUCUAGCAUAGUGGGCUUGGACAUGGGUGGCAUCAACGCCGACGAGCUGGAGAAAAAAGCCAGGGAGCAAAAGAGGAUUGUGUUUCUCCUGCUGCAAGAGUUGAUGAUGUCUCCCUUGGAGAAAGAGCUUACGAUGGACAGACCUGAUGUAGUUAUGACGGAUUUCGCCACCCUGGCAGGCUGCGCCGUUGCCCAGAAGCUGAGAAUACCCCUGCUGGUGAACUUGCCCGGUCCCAUCUCGCUCCUCCGGGUAUUUCUCGGUAUGGUAGACACCACUACAGCCGUUAAUUUCCUGGGGUUGCACAUUGCCCGGCAACGCCUGAGUCCUAUGAGCUUUGCUGGCUGGAUGAACUUUGAUCAGAUGGGGGAGUGGGCUGCCAGGCUCCGGACUUUCAUCGCGAACGGUGCAGUGGUCUUGGUUCAGACAGUAUGGGGCUUGGAUCAGCCCACGCCCCUGCCGCCGAAUGUGGUGAUCACCGGGCCUGUGCUCCCCCCUGCCCACGACUUGCGACAAAAGCUCGCAAGUGAGCACCCUAAGUUGCACGACUUCCUGCGCAAAUCGGGAGACGCAGGUGUCGUCUAUGUCACAACUGGCAGUUUAGCGAAGCUGCACGACUGGCAAGUUCGCGCGAUAUACAAAGGUUUGAAAAAAGCAAAGUGCCGUGUGGUGUGGAGCUUAAAGGAGGCACAGCAGGAGUUCCUGCCCAGCAAAGACGAUCCAGAAUUCUACAUUAGCAAGUGGACACCACAAGCUGAGCUUCUGCAGGAUGACGCCGUUAAGGUGGUGAUCACUCACUGCGGAUGGGGAGGCACACUGGAAUGCAUGACUGCGGGCAAGCCUGUGGUGGCCAUCCCUUUCUUCGGGGAUCAGCCCAUAAAUGCGAAGCUUCUGGUCGAGGCCGGCGUCGGAGAGCUCAUAGGUCGGAUUCCGAUGGGUGGCGAAGGACACGGCAACCCCUACAAAGAGGGCUGGGUAACGGAGGACACUGUCUGCGAAGCCGUCACAAAGGUCCUCCAGAAGAAGUCUUACAAGAAGGUUGCAGAGAAGCUGAUGCGCGCCUCCCGUGCCAGUGGUGGAGCCGAGGCGGCCGUAACACAGAUCGAAUGGGCCGCACGCUUCGGCACGGGACACUUGGCAACGGACUACUACCACCACAGUACCGGCUCCAAUCCUUACAACGGAGUGGUGGUCGGCAUUCUGGGACUUUGUGCCUGCGCUGGUCUGAUGCUGUACAGAAGUGUGCUUCGCAAGUAG